Molecule: messenger RNA, 343 nt
Organism: Scomber scombrus (Atlantic mackerel)
Lineage: Eukaryota; Metazoa; Chordata; Actinopteri; Scombriformes; Scombridae
Product: FRAS1-related extracellular matrix protein 1-like
Exons: 2
Source: RefSeq, a predicted model, not a curated record
GCUACGGACCGGGACAGCGAUGACUCCAGACUCACCUACAUGCUGGCUCGGAGUCCAGGCCGAGGGGAGCUGCAGAGAGCCGGACUUCCUGUGGAUAAGUUCUCCCAGCAGGACCUGCUGCAGGGUCACAUCUACUACGUCCACACAGGAGGAGAGAUCGGACCCGAGCCGGUCUUCGACACCGUCACCCUCAUCAUCUCUGACGGCGAGGCCGGACUGACGGACAGCUGUUGCCACGGAGACGCCCCGCCGCCGCCCGUCCCCUUGCACGGCACGCUUCCUGUUUACGACCUCAACAUCACCGUACUUCCUGUCAACAACAAAGUCCCCGCCGUCACUCUGG